This is a messenger RNA of Phytophthora sojae, 4044 nucleotides long. RefSeq lists its product as hypothetical. Gene Ontology annotation, cellular component: cytosol; chaperonin-containing T-complex. Gene Ontology annotation, molecular function: ATP binding; ATP-dependent protein folding chaperone; ATP hydrolysis activity. The coding region runs from base 1734 to 3314 and encodes 526 amino acids. Lineage: Eukaryota; Oomycota; Peronosporomycetes; Peronosporales; Peronosporaceae. Gene Ontology annotation, biological process: protein folding. The record is from RefSeq and is a predicted model, not a curated record. The transcript has a single exon.
AGAGGAUAACCAAAAGAGUAAUACAUUGUAGUGAGCUACCUACUCUGUGUAAACUGUUCAUUUCAACACUCGGCGAAUAAAUAGCUUCGAUGUGAGCGCGCUUCGCCGGAGAUCAACUUCACGUCCGAAGUUCGUAUCGGUCGAUCGAUUUGUUCUCGUGCUAUUCGUGUCGAAUCUUAUGCGAGUCCUCCGAUGCACGACGCAAAAGCGCCUAAUACCAACACAUAAGAAAGGUUCAUAGCAAGCGUGACAUCACAGCAACAAGCACAAACUCGGGAAGUGCGAGGGCUAUGACCAAGACCCAAGAAGCCCAGAAGACCGCCGACUUCGUGCAGAGGCUGUUCUGCUUGCCGUGCUCCUUGCUGCUCAACUUUGGGCUAUUCCAGUAUCUGGUGUCUUGUGUUUCGCAAGCGGCAUCGGGAGCCUCUCGUGCGUCUUCUUUUCGCCACUGCAUUCCUGAGCUUCGCCCACCUCGUGCCCCAGUGACGAGUUCUUGGACAAUCUGAGCGAUGCCUCCGACGCAUAUACAGUGCUGACGUUCCUCCUGCAGAUCAUCAUCCUCAUUCGCGACAUCAACAGGAAAGUAAAGCUCUCCGUCGUAGCGAGGCUCGCACGGAUCAUCGAGUUAUUAGUCGUGGUCACCCUGGUCAACAUCGCCGAGCUCAUUUGGCAGGAGCUUCAAACAAAUGCUUUCGAGCUGCUUGAUGACACGACCAAGAACGUGUCGUUUGCCUUCGUGGCGUAUUUCCGCUUCCACUUCCUUGUGUUGGCCCGGGGAUCGAACAAGGUGUGGCGCCACCAAAAGCUUGAAAUGGUCUACUACAUGCUGCUAGUCACGCAUGCCGUGCCGUUUAUCAUCGUCUCCUACACCACUGGGAUUCACUUGGAUCACGUCCAGGGACUUUGGAUGCGCGUCACGAUUGCGCUUUGCCUGUUCUCCACAGCUCGCUCCAAGGCAGCGAACGCAGAAUCCCGACUCGGAGGGUCUUCCAGAGGGAGCGCAGGGAGCAACAACCCUCACGACGCGAGUUCUGGGCGAGGCCUCACCAGGUUGAGCCUGAAAAAUAACAAAUGCACCAGCGUCUGCCCCGGCCCGUCCGCACAGCAGGCGCACUCCGGCGGUAAUACUAGGUGAGCACCAGGAAAAGAGGAAAGAGGUCAUACAUGUAGCGCAUUAUCUUGAAUUUACGUGGAUGGUGACUUGACCUCUUUGCUGUCCAGACCUGUGAGUCAACACACCGCGACGCCAUCGUCCUUGUAUCUACGGGUUGAGUGCAAAACAAUUCGUUUACAGGCCCUGCCAGCGUAUUCACGAGUUCGCUACACCCGCAACAUUGAGUCCGCAACGGGGAUGAACACGGAUGAAAGCGUUUGCCUGUGUGCAUCUGCGUGACAUAAGCAGGACGGUCGAGUUGGCCUCGCGGUCGGCUUGUGUGGUCAUCGUCGCCAAUGCAGUCGACGAGAGGGGUUUCUCGUCGAGUGCUCCAGGCACUUUGAGGCCUUCCCGAGGCUCUCUUUCCUACAUGGGCGCGUGAGCGGCAUGAACAUGCGGGAAUGUUGAUAAACUAUGCGUUUACGAAGGACCUCUGGAACGGACUGACGCAUUCCCUUGUGGGGUUUUGUUGGAGGGGGCCACUCAAAUAUCUUCGCGGCUCCAUACACAAAGCGAGCGAGCGAGUCGUCGUUCGACCUCCGUGUGCAGCGUACAGAGCGAGCAAGCAAGGAAAGCAAGGAUGCAGCAGGCCGUGCUGGACCCGGAGUCGCAGGUGGAGAAGGGCGAGAACGCCCGCAUGUCGUCGUUCGUGGGCGCCAUCGCCAUCGCCGACAUGGUCAAGACGACGCUGGGCCCCAAGGGCAUGGACAAGAUCCUGCAGUCCAUGGGCGGCCCCGACAAGAGCAUCUCGGUCACGAACGACGGCGCCACCAUCCUGCGCAGCGUCUACGUGGACAACGCGGCCGCCAAGGUCCUCGUGGACAUCGCCAAGACGCAGGACGAGGAGGUGGGCGACGGCACCACGAGCGUCGCCGUGCUCUGCGGCGAGCUGCUGCGCGAGGCCGAGAAGCUCAUCGACCAGCGCAUCCACCCGCAGACCAUCAUCGACGGCUGGCGUAUCGCGCUCACGAGCGCCCACGAGGCGCUCGUGGGCUCGGCCAAGGACAACUCGCAGGACGCCGACAAGUUCCGCGAGGACCUGAUGAACAUCGCGCGCACGACGCUCAGCUCCAAGCUGCUCACGUACGAGAAGGACCACUUCGCCAAGCUGGCGGUGGACGCCGUGCUGCGGCUGCGCGGCUCGAGCAACCUGGACUACAUCCAGAUCAUCAAGAAGGCCGGCGGCUCGCUGCGCGACUCGUACCUGGACGAGGGCUUCAUCCUGGACAAGAAGAUCGGCGUGGGCCAGCCCAAGCGCAUCGAGAACGCCAAGAUCCUGGUGGCCAACACGGGCAUGGACACGGACAAGAUCAAGAUCUACGGCGCGCGCGUCAAGGUGGACUCGAUGGACAAGGUCUCGGCGAUCGAGGAUGCCGAGAAGGCUAAGAUGAAGGCCAAGGUCGAGAAGAUCGCCAACUUUGGCAUCAACUGCUUCGUGAACCGACAGCUCAUCUACAACUACCCUGAGCAGAUUUUCUCCGAGAAGGGAAUCAUGGCCAUCGAGCACGCCGACUUCGACGGCAUUGAGCACCUGGCCGCUGUCACGGGCGGCGAGAUCGCGUCCACGUUCGACAACCCGGACGCCGUGCAGCUGGGCGAGUGCAAGCUGAUCGAGGAGAUCAUCAUCGGCGAGGACCGCAUGCUGCGGUUUUCGGGCGUCAAGACCGGAUCGGCCUGCUCCGUCGUGCUGCGCGGCGCCAGCUCGCACUUGCUGGACGAGGCCGAGCGCUCGCUGCACGAUGCGCUGGCUGUGCUGACGCAGACGGUGAAGCACUCGCAGACGGUUAUGGGCGGCGGCUGCACGGAGGUACUGAUGGCGCAGGCCAUCGACAACAAGGCUCCGUCCGUGCCCGGCAAGAAGGCGCUGGCCAUGGAGGCCUUCGCGCGCGCGCUCCGCCAGCUGCCUAGCAUUAUCGCCGACAACGGCGGCUACGACAGCUCGGAGCUGGUGACGCAGCUGCGCGCAGCACACCACCGCGGCGAGACGACGGCCGGCCUGGACAUGCGCACGGGGUGCGUGGGCGACAUGCAGGCGCUGGGCAUUCGCGAGGCGCUCAAGAGCAAGAAGCAGGUGCUGUUCUCGGCCGCAGAGGCCGCCGAGAUGAUUCUCAGAGUAGACGACAUUAUUAAGUGCGCGCCGCGCCAGCGCCAGGGACAGUAGGUAAGCAGCUGGGAUUCUUUAGUAGCGUUGCGGACUGGUAGCAAUGGCGAAAGCAGCAUGCGUGUGCGCUAAUGAGCAAGACGGUUAGUAUUACUAUGAGUGGGGCUUCUCGCUUUGCUGUUCGAGCGCUCGUACUCGAGUGGUGGUCGUCUUCAGCUCUGUUAUAGAUGACUGGCGAGUCGCCAAUGUACCCUUUAUCCAGAUCGGAAGCUGGACUCAAUGGGAGAUUCUUUCAGUGGGCGAUUUUCCGCCGUUCCCCACUUCGCAGUGAGCUUCGCAGUGGACGUAUCGACUCUGCAAUGAACUCUGCUUGGCGGCCUGCGGCCUGUUGCUGCCUGUGUGCUGCUCUUCUCCUCGCCGCGGCGAGCUCGCAGGAUGCCGGUAAGUCCGCGACUCAACGUCAACCGGGGCAAGAAACAGUCUUAACGUUCUUGCCUGCUUUCAGGCGACACCUCCUCGGGGGACACUGGCACAGGCUCCAGCACGACGACUCCAGUAGCGACGACUGCGACGCCUACCACCACAACACCAGCGACUACGGCCCCGGCAACGACAGCUCCGGCAACGACAGCGCCCGCCACUACAAGCCCGACACCCACGACAACUGCGCCCGCGACUACAGCGCCAACCCCCACCACCGCAGCUCCGACCCCGACGACUUCAACUACUACGGCUCCAACGCCGACGACCACCACAGCCCCCACUGCGACGACCGAAGCCACGUCUUCAC